ACAUGACAAUCGAUAGCUGAAGCGUGUUUUAUGUUGUGAAAAAUUUUUGAUCAAAACAAUUAUAAAAAGUUUUCGUUGUAAUUAUUCCAUUAUCGAUGCUUUCGAUCAGCAUUAUCAGAACUUUUUCCACUGUCCCGAAAAUUUCUGGACAAGCUGUGGGCAAAAAACGGUUCCGUUUACCAGUUGAGACCGAUCCGAAAAAAUUGAUGAAUUUUUGUUGUGGUGCCAAUUAUUAUAAAAAUUGUGAAGAAAUAAAAUUGAAAGAUGAUGAUAAUUAUCCAGAUUGGUUAUGGAAUUUACCACUUAAGCCCCCCAGACUCCAUGAAUUGGAUCCAAACACUAAAGAAUAUUGGGAAAAGGCUGAAAUUGUUGGUCAACAACGUGAUUGGAAACUUCGAAGUAUUACCAAUAAAAGACAUAUGAAUCUGAAUCCCAUCGAUGUAGAGAAAAUGGAAUUGAAAUAUCGUCGUAGAUUCCGUGCAUUGGCUAAAUAUCAUUUUACUGCAGGUUAUGAUAUGGUCGAACAUCAUGAGCGAGAUGAUAUCUGGAAUAUGCAUCUAAAAGAUCGAUAUUAUAUACCAGAUGAACCUGAAAAGAAAUUCUAUCCAGGUAUCGAUAAUAUCAAUCUGAAUAAAGCAUCAAUUGCUUCAAAAUAUACGAAGAAAAUCAUAAGAGCCGGUCAUUUUGGAAAAUAAUUUAUUUGUCAUAUCUAAAUCAAAUAAAAAUUAAUAAAUAGUUUUAUU
Messenger RNA from Dermatophagoides farinae (American house dust mite), 743 nucleotides. Lineage: Eukaryota; Metazoa; Arthropoda; Arachnida; Sarcoptiformes; Pyroglyphidae. The record is from RefSeq and is a predicted model, not a curated record.